Molecule: messenger RNA, 1211 nt
Organism: Castor canadensis (American beaver)
Lineage: Eukaryota; Metazoa; Chordata; Mammalia; Rodentia; Castoridae
Gene: Zmynd19
Product: zinc finger MYND-type containing 19
Cellular component (GO): membrane; synapse; cytoplasm
Source: RefSeq, a predicted model, not a curated record
GUGCGCGCGGUGGCGGCGGCGGCGGCGGCGGCGCGUGGCAGGUCCGGCGGGCGCGAGGCGGCGGCGGCCCGAGCCCGGCCCAGCCUCGUCCGCCCGGGGCCCGCCCGGCUCGACCCCCGCCCCGGCCUGCCCCCGGAGCGCCGCGGCCUCGCCCGGGCCCGGCCCGGCGUCUCCCGAGGGAGCGUCGCCGCCGGCCGAGAGCGCAGGCCCGGCCAUGACCGACUUCAAAUUGGGCAUCGUGCGGCUCGGCCGGGUGGCCGGGAAGACCAAAUAUACACUGAUAGAUGAGCAAGACAUCCCCUUGGUGGAGAGCUACUCCUUUGAGGCUCGUAUGGAAGUAGAUGCUGAUGGAAAUGGUGCUAAGAUAUUCGCAUAUGCCUUCGACAAAAAUCGAGGAAGAGGAUCUGGCAGGCUCCUCCAUGAGCUGCUGUGGGAGCGACACAGAGGAGGUGUGGCUCCUGGGUUUCAGGUGGUGCAUCUCAACGCUGUGACAGUGGACAAUCGACUGGACAACCUGCAGCUGGUGCCGUGGGGCUGGCGGCCCAAAGCUGAGGAGACCUCCAGCAAACAGAGGGAGCAGAGCUUGUACUGGCUCGCAAUUCAGCAGCUUCCCACAGACCCCAUAGAAGAGCAAUUCCCUGUCCUCAAUGUGACCCGGUACUACAAUGCCAAUGGGGAUGUGGUGGAAGAGGAGGAAAAUUCCUGCACCUACUAUGAGUGCCAUUACCCUCCCUGCACAGUGAUCGAGAAACAGCUCCGGGAGUUCAACAUCUGUGGGCGCUGCCAGGUGGCCCGGUACUGUGGCUCCCAGUGCCAGCAGAAGGACUGGCCUGCUCACAAGAAGCACUGUCGGGAGAGGAAGCGUCCCUUCCAGCAUGAGCUUGAGCCUGAACGAUGACGGGCAGGAGUCGCCACUGCCGCAGGUUCGAGGCUUCCAGCUCUUCCGUGGGCACAGUGGAGAUAGACUGGCCGUUGAGGUGCCAAAGAAGCUAGUGGUGGGCCCAGACAGCCACCAUCAGACUCCCCAGGGCACAUGCAGUCUGCGGGGACAGUGCCCCUCCAGUGUUAUCUCCAGCAGAGACAACGGGGAGGCUCCCCAGGACCUUUCUCAUUAUUUAUAUGUUAAUAUGUUUGUAAACUCAUGUACAGUUUUUUUGGGGGGGAGGUAGGGGAAGGGUUAGAAACUACAAAUAGAAUCAUUUGCUGUAAUC